GCACCACAAACAUCUUCUGUGUGCUGCUCCUCUCCUUCGGCUUACAACCCGUUGCCUGGUGCAUUUCUUCUUCGUAUCCUCCUGGUUGAACUGCCAGCUGGACCUGGUCGCAACGCAAUGUCCCCCUCUCCUCGCAGGAGAGGCCUCCCAGUUGUCGUGGACGACACUGAUCCUGAGCUAAAGUACAUGGGGGACUGGAGUAGACAAACCCCAAGUCCCGGUCAGUUGAAUAAUACGGUGACCGGGACGGUCGAGAAUGGAGCUAGUGUAUCAUUCACUUUCAAAGGCACGUCGAUCAAGGUCUAUGGGCAGCAAAUUCCGAACGACACGCAGAACUCAACGUACAUGAUCAAUGGACAGAGUUUCACGUAUUUCAUGAAGGACGCGAUUCACCAGCAGCACCAUCAGGUCCAAUUCUUCAGCUCCCCUACCAUCGGCGAUGGAGAGCACACAAUCUACAUUAUCAAUCAUGGUGACUCCCUCCUCAUCGAUUACCUUGAGGUCGUCAUCGAUGGUACGAUUGUGAGCUCUAGUCCUUCACCCCACACAACACAUACUUCUGCGAAGCCGACGAUGCCGUCGAGGGCGGCACCGUCUAGCGCGCCUCAGCAAGUACUGACGAGUACCCACUCUGCAUCAGGAGCAAUCGUGGCGGCUUUUGUCGUUCUUGGGGUUUUCAUGUUCUCAUUAUUGCUCGGCAUCGCUGUCUACAUAUUCUGGAGAUGGAGAUGCAAACAGCUCUCAAGCUCCGCAUUCGUUACCCCUUUCCAAUCCGCUGGGAGCACAACAGACGUCAGUUCCUAUAGAUCGAAGAAGUCCGGCUUGCUUGACCGGGAUCCGUUCCGCAACAACCGUGAACAACCCCCAGUCUAUGGGUAUUCUGCUCAAGAAAUGCCGAACACGAUCUUCGCGUACGACGAUGGCGAGCAUGAGGUUGACGUUCCGCGGUCUGUGCUGCUCUCAGCACUGAAGAGGGUGCCACAGCCUCAGCGUGUGUCCAUCGCGUCUACGCCGGUGCUCAUCGCGACCUUGCCUAAUCCGUAA
Dichomitus squalens LYAD-421 SS1 is the source of this 1044-nucleotide messenger RNA. RefSeq lists its product as uncharacterized. NCBI's taxonomy places the organism in Eukaryota, Fungi, Basidiomycota, Agaricomycetes, Polyporales, Polyporaceae. The transcript has 4 exons. The coding region runs from base 118 to 1044 and encodes 308 amino acids. The record is from RefSeq and is a predicted model, not a curated record.